Cinara cedri is the source of this 450-nucleotide messenger RNA. The record is from the annotation of a GenBank genome assembly. Lineage: Eukaryota; Metazoa; Arthropoda; Insecta; Hemiptera; Aphididae.
AUGGAUGCAUUUAUAAUUUGUUCAACUGACAGCACUUCAGUGAGUGAAAAACCAAAGAAGAAAAUUAAAUUAAAUAUAAGACGUCAAUAUCAUGAAGAUUAUUUAAACAUAGGACUUUCUUGGUCCGGAAAUGUAGACGAUCCUCGUCCAUGGUGUCUUGUAUGUGGCGAUAAACUAUCAAAUGAAUCAAUGGUUUCGAGUAAACUAAAACGCCAUUUUUCCACCAAGCAUUCUCAUUUGGUUGAUAAAAAUGCUUCAUAUUUUCAACGUUUACUAAAAUCAGAAACACGACAAUCUGAAAAAAUGACAAAAAUAGUGACCAUAUCUGAUAAAACUCAAGAAGCUAGUUAUCUAGUAGCAGAGCUGGUAGCUAAACAAAUGAAACCACAUACUAUAGUAGAAAAACUUAUUUUACCGGCUUGCCGUAAAAUCGUAAAAGUUCUUUUUUGA